AUGGAAGAGCCCCUCUUGGGAGACUCCAUCAGGACAUCCUGUGAGCGAUGCCGUCGUCGCAAGAUCAAAUGCGAUCGGAAGCGUCCCUGUUCCAGAUGCACCAAGGCCGGCACUGAGUGCGUUCUCCAAGGCAUUGGAGAGAAGCAGCGGCCGGUCUCAAAGAGCUAUGUCCAGGCUCUCGAAGGCCAAAUCGCCGCGCUGGAAACAGUGAUUCACAAGCUCGCUCUGGCAGACGACGCAGAGCGGACCCAGAUCAUCUCUGAGCUUUCACUUAGCUCGGUGGCUCCCAGCUUGCCACUGUCCGAGGCUGGCCCGGCCGACAUCAAGACGGAUCCGAGCCUUGCCGCUGCUCGAGUCAAGUCCGGUCAGCUCAGGCGGCUGCGAGGGAGCAACGCCGCGCAGUUCUUUGGCGGGACGAGCUUACUCCAGAUACACUUUUCCCAAAAGUCAUCGGUUGCCGCCAACUCCACGGCCUUGGAGUCUUUGGCUAUUACCGAUACCCAACCCUACAGCAACAGCCCCGGCAUCGGCGUCGCCAACAACAGUAACCCCAACUUGGACCUGAGCGAGCUGUAUGGCGAGUUUGAGGAUAUCAGCCCUAUGGGUGCAUCGUUUCAGUAUGAACCUCACCAUGAGACUUCGCAAAAGAUGAUGUCGCGAUUCUUCCAGGAGGUAUAUCCGUACAACAUGGUUGUGUAUCGCGAGUAUUUCCUGAGAGAUUACGAUGUUGGUUCGGGGAAGUACUACUCGGACGUUCUGUUUUACUCCAUCUGUGCCCUGGGAGCUCUCCAGUACGACGAUAUGCUCAACCUCUCCGACAUCUUCGCGGGCCAGGCGCAGACCCUCCUCUACUCAACGCUCGACAGCCCCGACCUGACGGUUCUCCAAGCUCUCGUCCUGCUAGGCUACCGCGAGAUUGCCGUGGGACGGGCAUCCAAGGGCUGGCUGUUCUGCGGCAUGGCUUUCCGCCUCGCGCACGAAAUGGGCCUUCAUCUCGAUCCCACCAACUGGCAAGGCCAGGCCCACGAGACGAGCGGCGACAGGGAAAUCCUGCGCCGAGUCUACUGGGCAGUAUUCACCGCCGACAAGCAGCUCAGCCUCUAUUUCGGGAGACCUCCCGCCCUGUACCCCAGCGAGUCGGACGUGCGUAACACCAUUCGGCUGCAAUACCCCCCUGGCUGGCAAGGCCUCUUGGAGACGUACAUUUGCAAGGGAGCGUCGGCCAAUGAGUGGGACAAGGGCGUUACGCUCGUGGGCUCGUUCAUCUACCGAGCCGAACUGGCCAAGAUCAUUCAUCUCAUCAUCACUGAUUUGUUCGAGAACCGGAGGGGAGGCGCAGAUCCUACCAUUAUCGCGACCAAGACGCGGAGGAUACACGUCUUGUUGACAAGAUGGCUCACGAGCAUCCCCAGUUCGUUGCACUGGAACCAGUGGACGGUUGGUCAAGUGCCUCCAUACGUUUUGCAUCUACACAUGAUGUUCCAUACCAUCAUGAUCAUCCUCCACCGCCCGCCUUCGCACAUGUUCGAGAACCCGGGCAUCGCAGAAAGCGAAGACGUGGAGAUUUGCUACGAAUCUCUACAAGCAAUCCUCCGUCUCAUGCGCAGCUACUCCCGCUACUACCGCUACCGGUCCCUGCCCCUGGACUUUGUGCACACGCUCUCCACCGCCGCAAGCACCGUCAUGAUGAAGCGCUUCCUCCAAAAGGCCUCGUGGAGCGACCCGGACAUUGAGCGCGCGCUGUCGCUCAUCAUGCAGGCCAUGGACGAGAUCCAGAACACCUGGCCGUGCGUGCGGGAGAUUCGGGACGUGCUCCUGCAGGCGCAGCAGACGCAGGCGACGAUGCCGCCGGAGGAUCCCCUCAACGCGCCGGGCCUGAUGAACGGGCUGGAGGUGAACCAGGAUGACUUCCUGGCGAAUCUGGGGGAUGACAUUGGGACGCUGAUUACGGACGAGUUUCUGAGCGCGCAGGUUCCUGUUCUGGAACAGGAGUUGGAGCCGUUCGACUUCAAUCAGUUGGCGGGACCUCCUUGAACGCGCUGGCCUUACGACUGCACCUAUCGAUCAUCCCGAAGCAUCGGUCAAGGAUGAUGGCCAGAACAGUUGCCGUUUACCGGAACAAGACACCAGGCUGCGGCCAUGCGGAGCCUUGCAUCUGUACCACUCCAUAUGUACUCUGGAGGUCUGGAGGGUGAUUCACCGCCACGUCCACGCGAC
This is a messenger RNA of Trichoderma citrinoviride, 2217 nucleotides long. RefSeq lists its product as hypothetical. Gene Ontology annotation, biological process: regulation of DNA-templated transcription; DNA-templated transcription. Gene Ontology annotation, molecular function: zinc ion binding; DNA-binding transcription factor activity, RNA polymerase II-specific; DNA binding. NCBI's taxonomy places the organism in Eukaryota, Fungi, Ascomycota, Sordariomycetes, Hypocreales, Hypocreaceae. The record is from RefSeq and is a predicted model, not a curated record. The transcript has 8 exons. Bases 1 to 2034 code for a protein of 677 amino acids.